CUACGCAGUAGAUACGCCAUCGUCACCAUGGCGCCCUCACCACGCAAGAAAAGCGCGACGACGUUCCAGCUCUCUUGGAACGAAACCGAUGCUUCCUUCCUCGAUCCGACCGCCCUCCCUAUAUCCAAAGCGCCCCGUGCUUGGGAUCGGAAACAGGAGACCAAAACAACAGCCGAGGGAAAGCAGAAGAAGGUCUGGCGCAGAUACACGACGAGAUCGAAGACUGCGAAUGUCGCGUCGGCCGAAGAUGAUCACGAAAAUGACCAUGAUUCGCGCUCUAGACCUGUCAAAAAGCUGCAGCGCAUGAGCCCGCAAGCCAUAGAGAAAUCCGCCAAGUCACAACGGUCCACGAAAAGCGCGUUCAAGGCUACACGCUGGGACCGUAGGAAGAGUGUACUUCCAAGAAAGAAAGUUGCGGUCACUGAACCCGCCAAUGAUGACGCAGAAAAUGCAGACAGUAGCAGCGACGAUGACCGGCCUGGAGCAGAAGCUGAUACCAGCAACAAUAGUUUCUCGGAGAUGAAUACAUCGCCUGGUUUGGCUUUGGAAUCUGCACCUGCUGUGGAAACCAAAGAUCGCAGGUCAACCUUUACAUUCAGUAUGCAAGAUGGCCAGGAAGAGACGAUUGUCAGCGAUGCGACCAAUCCACCGGCAUUGUUGCAAGAAUCUGAGGUAGAUCAGGAAGCCACUUUGGUGGGCUUUUUCCGCUCCCCAACCAAGAGCGCAUCCGUGGAAAAGUCGCGACGAUCAUCCGAGCACAUCACAUAUCCUGAAUUGUCGCAGUUGAUGGACGUGGAGCCCGCCACAAGUGAGACCGUAGAAAUACUGUUCGGAGAAAGAAGUGAAGCGGAAUCUCAAGGUGAUGGUCCCGCUGAGGCUGUCCUUGCGAGUCAGAGCUGUGAAAAAGAGCCAGAGGAGCAAUCAAUUGCUGAUGCAAGGUCAAUUGCUGAUGCAAGGUCAAUGGAAGUGUCAUAUCCAUCAUUGCCUGCAGCAGAGGCCCAGCAAAACCAGGUUGACAUGGAAGAUGCGUUGGAACAAGAAAUAAAGGAUGACUCCGAGUCUGAUGCAGAGGAAGCUUCGAUAUCUCCUCAAGACGAAGAGUUUCUGGAUGCUCAAUCUCGAGAAGCAGACGGACAGGAUGACGAGCUUACUGAAGCCUCCCUCCAACUGGAUAUCCAACAAACUUUGGAGAAGGAGCAGCUGGAGACUCUUGAGUCCACUACAGAAGAUCACCCAGAGACUUUAAGCAGUCUCGAUGAGGGUAUGGAGGAUAAUAAUACGGUAGAAUUGCCCCAGGAAGAGCCCACUGACGAGAUACUUGAUGCUCCCGAACUUCAGUUUGGAAUGGAGGACAUCGCGGACGGGCUUACCCUCGGUUCUGUGACACCAUCAUCGAGGGAGCCGACUCCCAAAAAAUUACGGUCUCCUUCCCCUCCUCCAAUCGAGCACGGCGCCGACGAUACGACGACGAUGGCUCUCGACGACGACACGGCUAUGCUCAAAGACUUUCUUUCCCGUGCGGCCGCUAGCAAGGCAAGCAAAGCAGCCACCAUCUCUCGUCGCGAAUCUCUGCAAAAUCGGCGCGACUCGGAUGUUGUUCGUCACGCUCUCUCCUCCCCACGAAAAGUCCUGGAAGAUAAGGAUCCCAACUCACCCACAAAGUUCGACAACGAAGUUACGCUCGACCUCUCUCAGACGCUGACUCUGAGCAUGGAUCAGCCUCCUCUAUCGUCUGCAGAGGAGCCAACAACCACGAAAGAAACUGAAGAUGCGGCGCCGAAGAGUGCUCGACGAUCCUCUCGCACACGCAAAUCGCGACUUCCAGCACCACCCUCAGCAUUACCCACCGGUCCAUCUAAGAUAGCUGUACGUCGUGCAGAUGGCGGGGAGCCCGUUGUUCUUAAGAAGACCGAAACACAGGAGUUGAGCCAGCUGACGCGCGCAAACACACGUAAAAACAAACAGGGUGCUUUUGUCGUCAGCCUUCGACUGGCAAAACUCUCCAAAGAAGCGUCCAAGCGAGCGUCAGAUGAAGGCACUGCCGAUUCUUUAACUAGCGUGGUUCCCGUGCCGGGCAAGAAGUAUGUGCGCUGGGACGAACAGCUAGCAUACUUUCAAGAAGGCACUGACACCAAGGCUAACAUGCUUGCGGAAGCAGAAUCUCUGGCAACGCCCGACGAGCUCAGCCUACCCGGUCCAGCGGCGCCCAAAGCCAAAGCCAGGACCCCCAAGGCAGCGGCACUCAAGGAGAAGAAGACAGCAACCUCGACGAGCGGCACAUCUACACCCAAAGUCCGCAGAGUCCGGGGACUGGGGACGUCCAACGGCACACCAGGGAAAGGUCUUCUGAAUCCUGCCUCAUUACUCCCAGACGAAGUACAGGAAGAAAAAGACCUCGCCGACCAACAGCAACAGCAAAGGUCCAAACCCAAGUCAUCAAAAGUCAAAUCGAAUUCCGCAAGCAAGUCGAAGAGAGUGGCUUCCUCAACGACCGCUUCAUCAACAGCGACACCCCCAGUCGCAGAUACAACACCCGCUCCUGCGACCUCGGACCCUCCAUCCAGCAAACUCCCCUCGCUGGACAUCGCACCCGUGGGCAUCGAAACCGCCUCUUCUAAAAUCUCGUCGUCGAUGCGGAAGAGCAGGCUCGCUUCCCCCAAGAAAGUCAAGCUCCCUCAAGCACCCGCUACUGACGGCAAGGAGAGCCAUCAACAGCGGAGUGGCAUCACGGGCGUUGGCAGCAACCAUAUCGCGGGGGCGACGCCGAAGAAGGGUAUACCUGUUUUGAUGGGAAUCCCGGCUGGCAUGGGCGUUGUUGGUGGUGGGGCCACUGGUGAAACGGGGUUGCCGAGACGGAGGUUGAGGAAGUUGUGA
Messenger RNA from Periconia digitata, 2874 nucleotides. Lineage: Eukaryota; Fungi; Ascomycota; Dothideomycetes; Pleosporales; Periconiaceae. The record is from the annotation of a GenBank genome assembly.